Xiphias gladius (swordfish) is the source of this 5295-nucleotide messenger RNA. It is a transcript of the gene man2c1, whose product is annotated as mannosidase, alpha, class 2C, member 1. Gene Ontology annotation, biological process: mannose metabolic process; oligosaccharide catabolic process. The record is from RefSeq and is a predicted model, not a curated record. Bases 130 to 3198 code for a protein of 1022 amino acids. Gene Ontology annotation, molecular function: carbohydrate binding; alpha-mannosidase activity. NCBI's taxonomy places the organism in Eukaryota, Metazoa, Chordata, Actinopteri, Istiophoriformes, Xiphiidae. The transcript has 26 exons.
UCUAGCGGCCGGUUGCCGUAAGCAACAGUGUCCGGACGUUUCGCUUCCGGGUCCCGUCUGAAGCGCCGGGGUUUUCAGUGCUCGCUGUCGUGUGGACCCUGCAGUCGUGCGUAAGUGCCGGUUUUUGUGAUGUAUCACCGGCCCGUGCUGAAGAACAGGCGCACUCUCCUCGAGAGGGCAGAGAAAUUCGUCUCUGAUGUUUAUUUCGCAGACUGCAACCUGAGAGGGCGACUCUAUGGAGACUCUUGCCCGCUGGAAUCCCUCUCCUCCUUCUUGUCCCCUAAACGGAUCACAUUCACAGAAGCUUCCAAGCAGAACUUUGCACCUUAUCAAGUUGGCGAUACCUUUGGACCGACGUGGUGGACCUGCUGGUUUAAGGUGUCCCUGAAAAUCCCUGAGUCCUGGAGAGGGAAAGAGGUUCAUCUUCUGUGGGAGAGUGAUGGGGAAGCCAUGGUAUGGAGAGAUGGACAGCCAGUUCAGGGCCUGACUAAAGAGGGUGAAAAGACGAGUUACAUCCUUUCUGAAUGUCUGAAAGAUGAGGAGCCACACAGUGUCACCCUUUAUGUGGAGAUGGCCUGUAAUGGGCUUUUUGGAGCUGGUCAAGGGUCCUUUAUUGCAGCUCCAGAGCCCAACAGGACGUUUUCUGUACAGAGAGCUGAGCUAGUGGUAUUUAACCAGGAUGUAAGGGAGCUGCUGACUGAUUUUGAGAUGCUCAUUGACAUUGUGAAGGAACUAGGGGAGGGAGCGCAGCGAGGCUACCAGGCCCUCUUCACUGUAAAUGAGAUGGUCAACCUCUGUGACCCCUCUGACCCCAGCUCUUUCUCCAAAACACACAGUCUGGCUCACAAUUUCUUCAACCAGCGGAAUGGACAAAGCCAGCACACUGCCCAUGCAAUGGGUCACUGCCACAUAGACUCAGCCUGGCUGUGGCCUUAUGAAGAGACCAUCCGCAAAUGUGGCCGAAGUUGGGUGACAGUGAUCCGUUUAAUGGAGAAGAACCCAGAGUUUGUGUUUACUUGCUCUCAGGCCCAGCAGUUCCAGUGGGUAAAGACCUGGUACCCAGGACUCUUCUCCCAGAUCCAGCAUUUUGUGAAGAAAGGCCAGUUCAUUCCAGUUGGAGGAACGUGGGUGGAAAUGGAUGGAAACCUGCCCUCAGGUGAGUCCAUGGUCAGGCAGUUCCUGGAGGGUCAGCGCUUCUUUAGCCAAGAGUUUGGGAUCCAUUGCAAAGAGUUCUGGCUUCCAGAUACAUUCGGCUACUCUGCCCAACUUCCUCAGAUAAUGCAGGGUUGUGGCAUUUCCAACUUUUUGACUCAGAAGCUGAGCUGGAACCUAGUCAACACCUUUCCUCACAACACAUUUUUCUGGGAAGGUCUGGAUGGAUCCAAGGUUUUAACACACUUUCCACCGGGGAAUUCCUAUGAAAUGAAGGGCAAGGUUGAAGACCUUGUGAAAACAAUGACGAAUAACAAAGACAAAGGCAGAGCCAACCACAGUGCAGUGCUGUUUGGUUAUGGUGACGGCGGCGGCGGACCCACACAGUUGAUGAUAGACAGGCUGCACCGGGUCCAGGACACGGAUGGGCUACCCAGAGUCCAGACGUCUACUCCGGAAAUGCUUUUCUCUCAGCUUCGCGCUGACUCCGCUCUGCUGUGCACUUGGACCGGAGAGCUCUUCCUUGAGCUGCACAAUGGCACCUACACCACACAGGCACAGAUUAAACGAGGGAACCGCCAGUGUGAGACCCUCCUUCAUGACGUGGAGAUAGCCAGCAGUUUGGCGCUGUGUCGGGAAAAGACAUUUAAAUAUCCUGUGGAGAAACUGCAGGAGCUCUGGAGGCUGCUACUUCUGAACCAGUUCCAUGAUGUGAUCCCUGGCAGCUGCAUAGAGAUGGUUGUGGAGGAUGCACUCAGGCAUUAUGAAGAUAUCCGUAGCGAUGGCGGCGCACUGCUCCGUGAUGCGUGUGGAGCACUGGGGUCCAAAGGGAACAGUGCUGGCGUGUUCAACUCUCUGCCAUGGGAGCGCCACGAAGUCAUCCAGAUUCAAGAUGAGGCUGGUAACCCUGAUCUUGCUCUGGUGAGAGUUCCCAGUGUCGGUUUAUCUCCUGUCAGAGACACACACCCUUUGGCUCCAGUCUCUGUCACUGUCCAGGCUGACGGCACCGUCGUCAUGGAGAAUGGGAUUUUAGAGACUGUCGUAGCCAAAGAUGGCACUUUGGCCUCCCUCUAUUUGCUCAGUGCAAACAGAGAGGCCAUCUCUGACAGCUGUCACGGGAACCAGUUUGUCAUGUUCGAUGACGUCCCCCUGUACUGGGAUGCUUGGGAUGUAAUGGACUACCAUCUUCAGACAAGGAAGCCAGUGCUGGAGGUGGUGCAGCCUGUUCAUGUGGUGUCCUCAGGUGGUCUACGAGGCAGUGUAAGCUUCACCCUCAGGAUCAGUGACAAAAGCACUAUCACACAGGAGAUUGUCAUGGAUGCCGUUUGUCCUUACAUCAAAUUCAACACAGAGGUGAAGUGGGCAGAGUCACACAAGUUUCUCAAGGUGGAAUUCCCAGUGCGAGUGCGCAACCCCAAUGCUACGUAUGAGAUCCAGUUCGGCCAUCUGCAGAGACCCACACACCGGAACACUUCAUGGGACUGGGCCAGAUUUGAGGUUUGGGGUCACAAGUGGGCCGACUUCUCGGAGCACAACUUUGGAGUCGCACUGCUGAAUGACUGCAAAUACGGCUAUUCAGUCCACAAGAACACAAUGACGCUGUCCCUACUGAGAGCACCUAAGGCCCCUGAUGCCAAUGCUGACAUGGGGACUCACCGUUUCACCUAUGCAAUCAUGCCACACACAGGAUCCUUCCAAGACGCCUCUGUAAUCCGGUGUGCGUACAACCUCAAUUUCCCUCUGAGGUUAAUCCAGUGCACUCCUGACGCUGUGCCCUGGAGUGCCUUUUCCGUCAGCACUGAAGCAGUCAUCCUGGAAACCAUUAAACAGGCAGAGGACCGGAAGGGGGCACUUGUAGUCCGACUCUUUGAGUCACAUGGGAGCAGCGUGACCGCAACUCUCCGCGCCACCAUUCCAGUGAGGGAGGCCUGGCAUUGUGACCUCUUGGAGAGACAGGACCCCACCAAGCCAGCAUACAUUAUGUCAGAGGGAAUCACUCUGAACUUUAGCCCCUUCCAAAUUGUGUCACUUCUCCUCAUCCUGUGAUUGCCAAGUCUCAGGGUGAUCACAUUUGUAAUACAGAUUAAAUGUGUGAUGGAGGGAAUUAAAUGAAGUACAAAUCGAGGAUUCAGACAAUAAUAGGACAGUCAGUCCAGUAAAGACAACGGUCCUGAAGGUGGAAUAUAGUUAAACGCGGGGUUGGUCAGGGGACUUAUGAAUUUAGAAUUGUUUGAUACUGAAUGAGGCACAUCCAUUUGAGGUACACAUUGUUGCCAAAUCAAACACUUGCAGAACUUUUGUAGAAACAUGUUUUAUUAAAAAACUUUUAAUAGUAUAAAAACAUAAAAAUGGUCCCAUAUGGCGAUGCCUCCCCUUUUUUCUCCCCAUUUUUAUUUGCUGCUGUUUCUGGUAAUUCUGCUGCUCCGCCUCUGUGAGCCUGUAACAAAGAGGACUUAUUAGAACGAAAUUCCCCUAAUACAAAAAACUUGUUUCAUUUGAGAGAAUAUCAAGAGCUCACCUGCAGUUGGCUCUGCACUGCUGCUCUUCCUCCUACGUGCAUUUGCUCUAUUUUCAUGAGGAGGUGUGUCUACUUCCCGAGCCUUUUGAGUCUUUUUCUUGGAUCCGGCUUCCUUCGGACGUACAUCCUUUUCUUUCUUUUGCGUUUUGGCUGCAGUUUCCUGUCUGACUGCUUUUUCCUUUAUUUUGCUUUCAGAAGGACUCCUGGCCAGCUGUAGAAAAAACAAAGUGGUGUCAAGAGUUAUAUCUGGAAUUUAUCACAGGCCAAGCAAAAGAAAAAAACCAAGAGAAAAAAAAACAAAACAUCUUAAUCUGUCAAUACCUUUUUCUUGUCUGUGUAAUCGUGGUCAUCUUCUUUCUUUAGUCUCUUUUUUACCUUGGGUGACUUUGAAUCUACGAUGAGCAAAAAAAGAUGACACCCGUCAGAUGCAUUGACUGUUCUCAGAUACAUUUCAGUGCUCAGUAUGAUGUAUUCAAAUUAUUACAUACCUUUAGGUGCCAUGGGGCCUGGAUCUCCCUGGAGUUAGAACAGUACGUAUUAGUAUCAGUGACAUAAAAUCUUGUGCCAGAGAUGAAUAUGUAGGAUUUUGCUUUAACUCACCUUGAACCACAUAGUUCUGCCAUUGUGGUCGCGGAUAGAUUUCAUUCCAUCCACGUAGUAACACUGCAGCCAUGCCUUGAAGUCAGAGUAGUCUGCCUUCUCGGGAUCGUAGCCCUUUCCACCUAAGUCACAAAAUGUGUCAAACAUCAGAAGGCAUUUCACAAGAUCCAAAAGGAAACUGUACCAGUCUCUGAAUAAGGAUGAAGCCUUUCACACUAAAUGAACGCUAAAACAAUCUCAGAGUCGACUUUCAGAGUGGACCAGACAGUCGAAACGUGAUAACCCACCCAGGUUCACCACCUCCAGAGGUACUGUAUGACACAGUCUGAGCAGGUCACCCGUCUCCCCUUUCACCCCUCUCUUUUUAGCGCCUUCUGAGGUCUUUUGGCAGGGAUAAAGAGAGGCCGUGUUAGAGAAGUGAUUGUGAUUGAGGAUCUAAUAAUCUGAAAAAUGUGUUCCUCUGUUUGUGCUCUUUCACCUUUGUGUGUUUGAUCUCAUGUUUCACAGGCUUGUUGCGUUCACACAAAUCUUCUGAGCCAAGGCCUUCCAGCACGCUCCUGGCGGGCACGAAGGGCGGAAUGUUCAACCUUAAAAACGAUUACACUACAUUAGAACCCUUCUUUUGUAAAACAAGAAAGGGUCUUUUGUUUUCGCUUUCUGAAUCAUCGUGUCUCCCCACGGGAAGUAAGACGUUGAGAAUUGAAAGAAACCACUCAUUUCAUGUCUGAGGGAAACAGACCUUGAAAAACACACGGGCUGGUGCUGUGUUUGGGUCGUGCUUUUCAACAAAACAAAAACGCACCAUCCGGCAAACUAGAACCUCACAGGAACAGUGCGUUACAGAAAUAUAGGAAACCUCUAUAGUCCCCAAGGUUUGACCAUGCCCAUCAUAUAAAAGAAGCACUAAGGUGACGACAUUCUUGUUUCCUUCUUACUAAUCUCAAAAUACCUUUUUGUUUCGUUGUGAACAAUGUAUAAACCUACUAUUAAUAAAGGUCAGUGACAGGCUUUCUGCCUUUUAUACA